AUGCGAUUCUCUUCCGCUCUUGCUCUAGGCCUGGCUUGCCUUGCUAACAUUGGUGAUGUCUUUGCAAGACCCACCCCCGAUUCGCGCCCUCCACCAAGUGGCGGGUAUAAGACUGUUGGAUACUAUGGAGACUGGGACGUCUAUAAACGCAACUUCCACCCAAAGGAUUUAGUUGGAGACCAGUGGACUCAUAUUCUUUACUCCUUUGCCGCCAUCUCCCCUGAGGGUGAAGUCUCCUUUAAAGAUACUAGCAACACCCAGAAGAUCUAUGAGGGAGAUAAUCAGAGUCUUCAAGGCAACAACCUUUUUGGUUCCCUUAAGCAGAUGUACUUGAUGAAACAGAAGAACCGCCAGAUGAAGACCCUUAUCUCUAUCGGAGGAUGGACCUACAAGGAUGCGUUUAGUGGACCUGCCAGUACUGAUACUGGGCGUCAGACUUUCGCUAAGUCAUCUGUUAAGAUGCUUGCAGAUUAUGGUUUUGACGGAAUUGAUAUUGAUUGGGAGUACCCUACAAACGAGAAGGAGGCUGGAGACUUUGUUUUGCUCCUUGCUGAAGUUAGAAAAGCACUGGAUGAAUACUCCAAAUCAAUUGGCGACGGAUAUAAGUAUCUGCUCACUGUGGCCUCCCCAGCCGGUGCCUCGCACUACAAUAUCAUGAAGCUCGGUGAAAUGGAUAAACAUCUUGACUUCUGGAACUUGAUGGCCUAUGAUUACUCUGGUAAAUGGGACCAAACCUCCGGACACAGUGCUAAUAUCUUCUCCUCUACUACCGAUAAAACAUCUACCAAGUUCAAUACCCAGGAUGCCCUCCUUGCUUAUUAUGCUGCCGGUAUCAAGCCUGAGAAGAUAGUUCUUGGUAUGCCUCUUUACGGCCGUUCUUUUACCGGCACUGAGAACAAGCCAGGUGCUUCAUUUAGCGGCGUGGGUGAAGGCAGCUUCGAGGAUGGUGUAUGGAACUACAAGGACCUUCCACAGCCGGGCGCCACAGUCGUUGAAUGUGAGCAGGAAGUUGCUAGCUACAGCUAUGACCCAGCCAAGAAGCUCUUUAUUAGCUAUGAUACUCCCAAGAUUGCUGGCAUGAAGGCCAACUAUCUCCGCCAAAUGGGACUCGGCGGCACUAUGUGGUGGGAAGCCAGUGGUGAUAAGCCAAAGGGCGAGGGCAGCCUUGUUGAAACCGUUAUCGAGCGCCUUGGAGGCCGCGAGACCAUGGACAAGAGCGAGAACCAGCUCAGCUACCCACAAUCGCAAUACGACAACAUCAAAAACCAAAUGAAAAUGUAA
This is a messenger RNA of Nannizzia gypsea CBS 118893, 1281 nucleotides long. Its product is annotated as endochitinase 1. The record is from RefSeq and is a predicted model, not a curated record. The transcript has 6 exons. Gene Ontology annotation, molecular function: chitin binding; chitinase activity. Gene Ontology annotation, cellular component: extracellular region. Bases 1 to 1281 code for a protein of 426 amino acids. NCBI's taxonomy places the organism in Eukaryota, Fungi, Ascomycota, Eurotiomycetes, Onygenales, Arthrodermataceae. Gene Ontology annotation, biological process: carbohydrate metabolic process; chitin catabolic process.